Molecule: messenger RNA, 2472 nt
Organism: Phragmites australis (common reed)
Lineage: Eukaryota; Viridiplantae; Streptophyta; Magnoliopsida; Poales; Poaceae
Product: solanesyl-diphosphate synthase 1, mitochondrial-like
Exons: 12
Coding region: 1284-2234 (316 amino acids)
Biological process (GO): isoprenoid biosynthetic process; ubiquinone biosynthetic process
Cellular component (GO): transferase complex
Molecular function (GO): prenyltransferase activity
Source: RefSeq, a predicted model, not a curated record
GACACAUCUCGCCGGCAGCGCUACCCAGGCAACUUACCCGGCGAUUGCGGCCGACCGUGAUGCUGGCGAGGCGCCUCCUUCUCGCCGGGCUCCUGCUGCGCCCAGUCUCCACCGCUUCCUCCGUUCCUCCGGCGGCAAAGGGUUCUAUUUAUCGCGUUGAUGCACCGCCGGCCGUGACUUGAAAAGGAGAACAAAUUAAGCACAUUUUUUUUAUCCAGAUCUGCAAUAUGGAGAGAGCUAAAAUACCUAAUCUUGAUCUGCCAACAUGGCUACAGUCACCUUUUUUUUUUGCAAUGUUGUUGGAAAUUGGAAUCACCUCACAUUGAUUCUUGAUUCGUGAAUGCGUUGAUAUCUUGCCACGGAAAGUAGAAAGAAAGGAGGAGAGUAAGAGACACGAUGUUAAUAGCCAAUGGAGGCAUUUUGCAUCUCCACUGUGGAGAGUUGCAUCAUGUCCUGGGAUGUACACCACAGCUUAAGUCCAUGUUCUAGUAAGGAGACCUUGAACAUCAGUGCACUCAAUUGCAAAGACAUGCUUGUGCCGAAUGGCCAGCCUGACAAAUGCUGUUCCAUAGUUUGAAAUUGGCAAAAAAUUGUUAAUUUGUCUGCUUCAAUAGCAGAGGCUGCUUUUGUAGAAUCACUAUUACUUCACCAUGUUCCACAUGUAAAGUUGAUGGUCCCAUUUUCUUGUGAUUACAUUUUAGCAUGAGAAGCUAUUGACUGUAUUUAGCUAAGGAUUCUAGACGAGUUAAUGUGAUUUCACCAGUUUGUUAUUAUCGUUCUACGUUGGAGCUUGUUAUUAUCCUUUGUGCAACCCAGAUUCCUUUUGCUACAACACCAAAAAAACACUUUGGCUUUCUCCCAGUGACGAUAAACUGUUUACAAGAAAGAUUAUGUCUUUCAGGUUUGAAGGAAAAUAGAUAGACUUAGGCCUCUUAAAUAUGUCCAUUUCUUUGACUGUUUGACAUAGUUUAGCUACUGAAAAGCGGAAAUCCAUCCCCACAUGCUGCAAGACCACACCGCAGUUAACAUGAGAGACUGGUUAUGUUCACAAUGCCCUUCAAUUGCUCAUUCCGAGUAUCACAGAUUAACUCACACCACCUUUUUGGUUUCUUGCUUCACAGAAUAUGUGCCAUUGGGACAAAUUUAUUCGGAGUUCAUGUUAUUUUCACAGCACAAGUGAUCAGACUUCCAGAGAAGAAGGGUCAACAGCUAAGUAGGAGGUGCUAGACCCCCUUGCACUGAUUAAAGAUGAAGUGUCUGAAGUCACAGAUCGAUUGCGCUCAAUGGUGGUUGCUGAGGUACCUGAAUUGACGGCAGCAGCUGGAUAUUUCUUCAGAGCUGGAGCUGAAGGGAAAAGAACAUGUCCUACUGUUCUACUAUUGAUGGCUUCAGCUAUAAGCAUGGACAUGACUGACCCAAUUGUUGGCUUAGAGAAUAAGCUUCGUGCAAGAUAUAUGCGUGUUGCUGAGAUUACUGAAAUGAUUCAUAUAUCAAGCCUUAUCCAUGAUGAUGUUUUGGAUAAUGCUGAUACUAGGCGUGGCAUCGACUCGUUGAAUUUCGCAACGGGAAAGAAGCUUGCAGUGUUGGCUGGAGAUUUUCUACUUUUCAGGGCAUUUUCUGCUGCUGUUUCUCUUGACAAUGCUGAGGUUGUAUCAUUACUCGCAACAGCUGUAAAUAAUCUUGUAACUGGUGAACUUAUGCAGAUGUCAAUAACUCCAGCACAGCGCUGCAGCAUGGAUUAUUAUUUGCAGAAGACAUACUUCAAGACAGCCGCAUUGAUUUCAAACAGCUGCAAAGCUAUUGCAGUUCUUGCUGGGCAAACAACAGAAGUACAAGCUCUUGCCUAUCAGUAUGGCAAACACUUGGGCAUAGCAUAUCAGUUGAUCGACGAUAUCCUUGAUUUCACAGGCACAUCAGCUUCACUAGGCAAAGCCUCCUUGUCUGAUAUCCAUCAAGGAAUUGUGACGGCUCCUAUAUUGUUUGCAAUCGAAGAGUUCCGCCAACUGCGUGAGAUUGUAGAACAGGGAUUUGAUGACCCUUCUAAUGUUGAUACAGUCCUGGAAUACCUUCCGAGAAGUCAGGGAAUCGAGAGGACGAGAUUGCUUGCUGCUGAGCAUGCAAAACUGGCAGCAGACGCUAUUGAUUCUCUUCCUGAGAGCGUGGACAGAUUUGUGCUUAACUCGAGACAAGCACUCAAAGAUCUUACUGAAAAGUUUAUGAGGAGAACACAAUGAAUUGGUGAAGCAAAAAGUGUGAAAUUAGUUAAACAUGCCAGCAGGCAGUAGAAUCCUUAACAAUACAUCAUUCAUGUUUUUGUUGAAGAAAAUUUCGUUAUGGUGAUUGAUGAAAUUCAGCAUAUCUCGACAGAGCUUUAUCUCACUUUUGUCCCAUAUUCUCAGCAGCAAACUUGUAUGAUAAUUCUUCAAAUUUUGAUGCAUACUUUGAUUUGAAUCAUAAAUUGUGUUUUUUGAA